This is a messenger RNA of Amoebophrya sp. A120, 1184 nucleotides long. Lineage: Eukaryota; Dinophyceae; Syndiniales; Amoebophryaceae. The record is from the annotation of a GenBank genome assembly.
GGCACAGAAAAAAAGGAAAAACUACAGCAACAACGAUGGCGUGUUUAUUGAGCACGGCGCCGCCCUUCCGGUCGCGGCAGUGUCGUCUUGGAGUAUUUCUCCAAGUGCAGCGCAGGACCCUUUCGGGAGCUAGUAUGCUGCGGCAGCAAGCAGAGUGUAGUGAAUGGUUUCUGCAACUUGCAAAACGUUUUGCGCCGGAUCUCGAAUUCUUCACGCCACCAUACGGAUCGGGGUUGCCGCUUCUUGUCCGCCCACGUAGUAACGACCUGAAUGCGCACAGCGGCGUCUGGAUCCCAAUGCAGCUCCGCAGCACACGACGGACGGACUGCCUGAUGCGGGGAAAGGUAGGAACUCUCUGCAAUGUAGGGAACUUCGGCACCCCAAAGUACUGGCAGAACAAGCCGAUGCUUCUAGGUUGCCCGGGACGAAAAAUCGUGUUCGUGUACGACAACAUCGAGAGCAAGUUCUUCCGGGUGCGGCUGGACUCGGACGCCUGCGUAGACGUGGCCACUGAUUCUGGCCAAGCAGAAUUGGGGCGUCGAUUGCGAAAAAUUUGCGAGAUGCGCGGUCCAGAGGCACUGUCGCUUGAAGACUGCAUCCUGACGGGUGGCCGAGUACCUACCAAGCAUGCAAACCGUUACCGCCUUCUCGCACAAGCCAUGCAGUAUCCGGUGUUCCGAGAAUUGACAUUUCCACCCGGAUGUGGUACAAGUGACGGGAGCCGCUACAACUGCCACCUCCGUGGGUUUGGUGUUCACUUCCGCGCAGGCCGAUCGUCACCAACCAAGUCUGGAUCCAGGGUCGGUUUUUGCAAGUACGUAGACGGCGCAUGGAGUCCGCUUGCAGCGACUGAUGGAAUCGAGAUGUUUUUAUGGCUUCUUCCCGGACGGCGCAGCCCGUCUCAACUCCAGUACAUUGGUUUAGUGCCGGCGCGCGUUCUUCUCGACCGUGGAUUACUCUCUACGGCGACGCAAGCGGGUGGCGUUCAUCACUACAUACGCUGGAAGUCGGACACCGAGCUGGACUUUGAUGGCAGGUAUGGGAGUGGUCUUGCGCAAUACUUCAUCCGGUGCGAUGAAUCACCAGAAGUAAUCGCGGCUAGCGCAGAACGGAUUCUUGCUGAAGCAACUUUAACGUCCACGGUAGCCACAAUUGAGCGGCAGGCACUUGCACCUGUUGACUGA